GUUACGUGGGUUCGAGCCGGCGUAGGCCCCGCAAAGAAGGGGCGCCGGCGUCUGCGCCAGCCUGUGAGCUGAGGGACCGCCGACGCCUGUCACCGGUCAGCGGUCCCCGGUGCCGGGCCGCGGCGAUGGCGGGAGAGCCACGAGGCGGGCCGAGCGCUCUGUCCGCUCUCCGCGGCCCGCGUCGUCUCCCGGCCUGGGCGUGGGAGGCGGUCGUGCAGGCGCUGGCCGCCUCGCCGGGUCACGCGGAAGCGGACGGUCCCGCCUGGUGGCCGCAGCCUGGUCAGCCAGGGGCGCCCGCGACUCGGUGCCAGGAAGCCCCUGCUGCUGAGGCCUGCUGGGCCCUCCGCGGGCUGCCGUCUGUGCCAUCGUCCGAGAGCUCGCCCAAGACUCCGUCUGAUGGACACGUCGUCCUGAUCCCCGGCCCCUUCCUUUGGGCCUGUCGGUUGACUGUGUCGUGAUAGGAAGAAGGAGCCAGGGUUCUCGGCUCCCCCACCGCCCAGGCCAGGGGAGGCCCCAGGAGCUGUAGGGAGAUGCGGUUCGGCUGCCUCUCCUUCCGGCAGCCUUACGCAGGUUUCGUCUUAAACGGGGUCAAGACCGUGGAGACGCGUUGGCGUCCUCUGCUGAGCGGCCACCGGAACUGUACCAUCGCCGUCCACAUCGCCCAGAGGGACUGGGAAGACGCCACGUGGAGGAGGCUGCUGGUGGAGAGGCUGGGGAUGGCCCCCGCUCAGAUUCAGGCCUUGCUUCGGGAAGGGGAAAAGUAUGGCCGUGGCGUGAUAGCUGGGCUUGUUGACGUUGGGGAAACGUUGCCGUGCCCAGAGGACUUAGCUCCCGAUGAGGUCGUGGAACUGGAAAAUCGAGCUGUGCUGACCGGCCUGAAGCAGAAGUACCUCACGGCGUUUUCGAACCCCAGGUGGUUGCUGGAGCCCAUCCCCAGGAAAGGCGGGAAGGAUCUCUUCCAGGUAGACAUCCCAGAGCACCUGCUCCCCUCGGGGCAGGAGGCCUGAGGGGCGUGCAGGGUUACGGAGAACCCCAGCUAAGUCAUGACCCGUGAGGUGACCAUCGUGCCGCAGGCGGGGACCGCAGCUCUGGUCUGGCUUGGCCCUGCCGCGGAGAGCGCUGCCGCUGCGUGCUGUUCGUGGGCACGGAUUUCUCCGCUCCGGUGCGGGGGACGGGCCGGCGGGACUUUCCCUGUGAGCUGCCCGUCUGGGCUCCUCGACGGGCUCGAGGACUCGGAGCUUCAGGAGACAGGGAAAGCUGCCGUAAAGGCCUUUGCACCGCGACUAAUUUGGGUUGCACAAAGAAAUACGUUUUGGGGCGCCUGGGUGGCUCAGUCGUUACGCGUCUGCCUUUGGCUCGGGUCAUGAUCCCGGGGUCCUGGGAUCGAGCCCCCUGUCGGGCUCCAUGCUCCACGGGGAGCCUGCUUCUCCCUCUGCCCCUGCUUGUGUUCCCUCUGUGU
Molecule: messenger RNA, 1459 nt
Organism: Zalophus californianus (California sea lion)
Lineage: Eukaryota; Metazoa; Chordata; Mammalia; Carnivora; Otariidae
Product: protein EOLA1
Exons: 4
Coding region: 531-1007 (158 amino acids)
Source: RefSeq, a predicted model, not a curated record